Rotaria sp. Silwood1 is the source of this 351-nucleotide messenger RNA. The record is from the annotation of a GenBank genome assembly. NCBI's taxonomy places the organism in Eukaryota, Metazoa, Rotifera, Eurotatoria, Philodinida, Philodinidae.
AUGCCCGAAAUUGGUUCGUGUACUGAUAUAAAAUGUGAUGAUGAAGUUAAAGAAUUCUAUAAAUGUCAUUGUUGUUUACGUCUUAUUUGUUUAUAUCAUUUAAAUGAACAUGUUGAAUUAACAAAACAAAAUAAACGACGAACAAAUAGUCUUCGUAAGGAAUUCCAUACAAUUGUAAAUACACUACAAUUAAUUGUUGAAGAUAAAUUAUCAACUAUUGUACGUGAACAAUAUUUGAUUGAACAAGCAAAAAAAAUUCUUGACACAUCGAAUAGUUCAAUCGAUGAAUUAAAAAAUAUUUUCGAAAUAAUUAACCAAACAAUAACAUUAAAUCGGCCAGCUAAUAAUUAA